Messenger RNA from Anisakis simplex (herring worm), 1521 nucleotides. The record is from the annotation of a GenBank genome assembly. NCBI's taxonomy places the organism in Eukaryota, Metazoa, Nematoda, Chromadorea, Rhabditida, Anisakidae.
AUGCCGGAAUAUUUGGAUAGUGAAAUUCCUAUGGUACGUCGCCGUGCGUCUAAGGACCCCAAAGUUUAUCGCUACAAUUACCACCCUACAGUUAUCUCGAAAUAUAUUUGCAAGCAAGGAAGUCAUUAUGCUGUGCAAAAUUUCAUUGGACAAGAUGGAAUAGCGAAAUCGUUCGGAAUGAUGGAUGUGCCGUCAGCGCUCAAAGCAGAUGAUCCAUUUGAUAUGGAAGCAUACGGAGUACCGUAUUCGAUGAACAGUCGAAAGAGGUGGAAGAUUAUGGAUGAACUCAAAAGAGAUAUUUCAUCUUUCCAGGAUCCAUCAACUGGCUUGCGUGUUACAGCAGUAAGCCUUCCAGCUACAGGUUGUAUUGAAACUCACGUUGAUAGGGGCUCGAGAGGAUGGCUCUCUGAAUAUCACACUGUCGAUGAACAGCAUCGAGUGAUCGACAGAAAAACAAAACGAACCACGUUCCAGUCUAUUAUCAAGCCCGAGAAUCCUCCACGUCGACGAAAAGGUCGCUUAAUUCGUCCAUUAGUUCAAACUGCAGUUGAAACGCCAAUUCCAAGAGAAGAGCAAGAUAGAGUGAACAUUUGGGAAAGACCAGCUCACAUCGUUUAUCAAGAGCAAUACUUUUACGAACCAACGCGAAAGAGAAAUACUAGAGGCAAAAGUGAAGCUUAUUGGACGAAGAUAGAUCCUCAGCAAUGGCGCUCUAUGCGUUUCCGCACCGGUUACAAAUGUCGAUUCGAUCCUCAGAUAACACAAUUGUCUGAUUUUACACCUUCACAUCCGGGCUGCAUGGACGCAGAACAGUUUGAGGAAGAUGUUCACUUUAUGGAUGAUUACGCUAGUGAGAUCGAUGAGUGGCCAGGGAAAAACGCUUUGGUUACAUUGGGAGAAUUUAGGAAACGUACUCGAGAAAUUGACAAGGAUAAAUGUUACUCUAUUCCAAAAGACGGUCACUUGCAAGUAGAAGAAGAGUUUUCCGAUUCUGGAUUUGAAACAACAGAAAUGACUGUUGGAGAUGAUCUGGAACCUCUCGAUUCAUUCGUAACAGAACUGAAGAAGAACAAAACUUUCGAUGACUUGAUCAGAGCGAUAAACAGCCAUCGCGUCGAACGUAUUCAACCAACGUCCUAUCUGAUCGAUUCCAUCCACCAUCAGCCAUAUCGAUUACUGAAUAAAUUUCUGAAAAAGUCAGUUCCGAUCGACUUCCACGGUUUCAUUGUUCUACGUCCUUAUUGCUUCUUUGAGUACAAUUCAACUCGUCGCGAAUAUCUCAGAUGCAUUCUGAACGAUGGAGAAAUGGAAAAUUGUUUGGUGUUGCCGCACAAGACAUUCAACCAAACCACUAAAGGAGAAAAAUCUUUGAUAGAUUUUCUACCUUCCGAAUCCGUCGUUCGUUGCCAAUCAUACGCAGAGCUAGAUGCACAGCAAUUUGCUUAUGACGAAUUAGUUGCCCAAAUGGUUGGUUUCAUGUACAGUGCUUCAAUGAAUCGCAAUCGAAUACUCGCUGUUUGA